Messenger RNA from Mangifera indica (mango), 3397 nucleotides. Its product is annotated as disease resistance protein SUMM2-like. Lineage: Eukaryota; Viridiplantae; Streptophyta; Magnoliopsida; Sapindales; Anacardiaceae. Gene Ontology annotation, molecular function: ADP binding; protein binding. The record is from RefSeq and is a predicted model, not a curated record. The transcript is spliced from 4 exons. The coding region runs from base 389 to 3148 and encodes 919 amino acids.
CAUUUAUAUGGCGUGUACAUGUAUUCUUAGCAAAUAAUUGAAUAUUGAGAAAUUGAGCUAAAGUUUAGAUUCCUUUCAAAAUCAAACAAGUUUAGAAUUUUAAUUAGCAUUCCUUUCUUUUCCUUGACUGCGAAGCAUGCUCUAUUUGAUACCUUUCUUCAAUAUUUAUUCGUGUUUGUAUUCUUAUUUCUAUUUACAAACACAGAUUUCAUUCUGCCAUAACUUGUCUUUCACUUCCUCCCAACAAUUAACUUUCCUGCCACCCAUCUCCAUAAUUUCAUUCACACAAAUAUUUGAAGAUUGAAGCGGCAUAUUCGACAGCUUCAGCUUGGUGCGGCUAUCUUCCCUAAUAUUUGAACAUCAAAUUAAAGCUUCAGGGACCAAAAUAAUGGAGGCUGCUAUAGAGCCAAUCACUCAAAUUUUGAAACCAUUAUGCAAAUAUGUUCAAUAUUGUAGGAAGUUCAAUGAGAAUAUAGAAAUUCUCAAAAGAAGAUUAACGGAUUUAAAUAGUCGAAAAGAAGAUGUUGAACUAAGGUUGAGAACAGAGUGUCGUAUGCGGAAAUUACCUAGAGUUGAAGUCAAUGAUUGGCUUCAAAAUUCACAAAGGAUUAAAAAUGAAGUAGAAAAUAUUGAGAGACAAGUUAAAAAGGGGAAAUGUUUGUCACGUGUAUGUUUUGGGAAGGUUGUUGUUGAGAAGAUUGAAGAAGUGAAAGAACAUUACCAGCAUGGUGCAUUUGAAAGCUUUGUAAUUGAUGCAUCUCCAGCUGCUGGAGUGGUUCUACUAACUACAACAUUAGUAGGUGAAACAACUGCAAAGAAAAUCAUGAAUAAGAUUUGGGAAUUUCUAAUGGGUUAUGAGGUUAUGAAGAUAGGAGUUUGCGGGAUAGGAGGAGUUGGAAAAACAACUAUCAUAACUCAUAUCAACAACAAACUCCUCAAGGAGACGGAUAAGUUUGAAAAUGUAAUUUGGGUCACUAUAACCCAACCACUUGAUCUUAUGAAACUGCAAGAUCAAAUUGCUGCUGCAUUGAAAGAACAUCUUCCUAGAAAUGAAGAGAUAAGGAAACGGGCUAGAAACUUGUUUAAAAUGUUGGAAGGAAGAAAGAUUGUGUUGAUAUUAGAUGAUGUGUGGGAGGCAUUUCAGCUUGAGGAAGUGGGAAUUCCUGAACCUACAAAAGAAAAUGGAUGCAAAUUAGUGAUAACAACUCGUUCACAAGAUGUUUGUCAUUCCAUGGGUUGCAAAACAGUCCAAGUGAGGACUCUCUCAGAGGACGAGGCAUUGAAGUUAUUCAUGGAUAGAGUGGGAUUUAAUAUUUUAGAAGUUCCAACUAUAAAAGACUUUGUGAAACCUGUGGUUGAACAAUGUGCUGGUUUACCCCUAGCAAUUGUUGCAGUUGCUGGCUGCAUGAGGGGAGAAUAUGACAUUUGUGAAUGGAGGAAUGCAUUGGAAGAAUUGUCUAAAAGCAUACAAAGUGUCAGUGGCAUGGAAAGAAAUGUACUAAGGCAAUUACAAUUUAGUUAUGAUCGUUUGAAGAGUAAAAAGCUGCAACAUUGUUUCUUAUAUUGUGCCCUCUAUCCUGAAGACUUCAAAAUCCCAAAAGAAGAGUUGAUAGUUUAUUGGAUUGCGGAAGGACUUGUAGAUGAAAGAGAUAGUAUGCACGCAACAAAUGAUGCGGGUUAUUCUAUAUUGAAUAGACUUGUAAACAAUUGUUUGUUGGAGAUUGUCGAUCGUGGAAGGUGCGUAAAGAUGCAUGAUCUUGUAAGAGACAUGGCAUUGCAUAUUACAAGCAACAAACCUCUGUUCAUGAUAAAACCCCAAGAGGGAUUGAGUGAAUUACCAGGGGAACAAGAAUGGAAAAAGAAUCUUGAGAAAGUUUCUUUAAUGGGGAAUUGCAUAUCAGAAAUUUAUUCAAGUAUGUCCCCAAACUGUCAAGCUCUCUCCACUUUGUUGCUACAAAGAAACCCUUUACAAGUCAUUCCUGAAGUGUUCUUUGUAAACAUGCUUAGUUUGAAGAUUCUUGAUCUUUCUUACACAAAGAUUGAGAACUUGCCAAAUUCCAUCUCCAACUUGAAGAAUCUCAUAGCAUUGUUGCUUAAUCAUUGUGAACAAUUAACGGAGGUUCCUUCUUUAAAGAACCUUUUGGCACUUGAAAAUUUGGACCUUGGGUUUACAAACAUACCCGAUAUGCCAGAAGGUAUUGAAAGGCUAACAAAGCUUAGAAGUCUUGAUCUCUAUCUACCUGUACCAGUUAUGUUGCCAACUGUAAUGCUGCAUACACACAGUCGUCUCCAAAAAUUGAGAAUAUAUUGCGGAUCUAUGAAUUCUGAACCAGCAUUAACAUCAGAAGAGGCAAUUAGAUUCAGUCGACUGGAUACUUUUGAAGCGCAUUUUGUUAGUUUUUAUGACUUCAACAUGUAUGUCAAAUCCAUAGCUGGUCAAGCACCAAGACGCUACCGUCUCCUGGUGGCAUCAUGUUUAGAAGAAGUUCCAAUCUCUGAAUUCUUCUCUCUACCAGAAUAUGAUGAUUACUUCCCAGAUGUAGAAGGCGUUAAUAAAUAUGUAACGUUAUAUACCACUGGUGAAGGAGAAGAUUUGGUUGUGCUCUCAACUGACGUUCAGUGUCUAAUGGUAAGAGUGUGUCCCGAAAUUAGUGACAUAAAGGUUCUAAUGCUAGGCAAUUAUCCUAACCUCAAAUUUCUGUAUCUGAUGGAUUGUUGGAAUUUGAAGAAGUUGGUCUCACCAAAGUUAUUGUUGGCUUUGCAAAACCUGGAAGUGAUUGAAGUUGAGGGUUGUGAUAAAAUUGAGGAGAUAAUAGCAGAUGAUAAUGAAGAUGAAGAAGAAAAUGAGCAAGGAGGCAGUGGUAGCACCAUAUUUGCUCUCCCAAAAUUGAGAGAAAUGCGUCUGAAAUCCCUUGGAAAAUUGAAGAGGAUUUGCAGUGGUAAUGCAGUACUGGUUUGUGAAUCUCUGCAACAAAUUCAUAUAUCAAGGUGUGGAGAAUUGAAGAGGUUCCCUGUGUCUCUUCCCUUGCCUGCAAUUAAGGAAAUCAAGGUAAACAAAAACUGGUGGGAUUCCUUGGAGUGGGACAAUGCCAAUGCCAAAGCUUCUCUACAACCCUUCUGUAAGUUCACCAAGUGGCUUUACGACUGAAACCAUCAUGCAAAGAGAAAAGUGGCAGUGUGGACUGUAACUCUUUGUUCUUCAUAUUGCAAAUAAUAAUUCCAUCAUCCCAUGGAAGACUUCGGCUUGCUUUAAGUUAAUCAUGUAAAUAUUUGAAUGUUUCUGUAAUUGUUAUUUGUGAUUUGAUAAAAUGGGACCAUGAAGUGUAUUCAUUCAUUUUACUGUUUAAUUUCAUUAAAUUGAUAAUCAUGGCAUGCAAUUCAAUUGUUCAAGAGUUCA